Messenger RNA from Amoebophrya sp. A25, 3202 nucleotides. The record is from the annotation of a GenBank genome assembly. Lineage: Eukaryota; Dinophyceae; Syndiniales; Amoebophryaceae.
AAAAGUGGCUAUUUUCCUACUUAAAUCCUAGCCAAUUUCUUGAGUGUGAGUGCACUUUUUCGUUUCAUACAGAGUAGCAAAUGCAAAAAUAGUCCUUUUGACCUAGUCAUCAAGAACGUAGUCACCAAGCCAUCUAGAACCUACUACAACAGGAUGAAUCGUCCGUCCAUAGCCGAUCUGCGUUCGGAGCAGCAAGCUGACCGUUCUGGAGGAUCAGCUUUAUUCGCAGACCCUUUGGGGAUUCGGUCGGAAAGAAAACUCGGUGAAUCUAGAAAUUCUCCGGAACCGACAGGCAUGAAGCUUCAGAAGUCCUACAAGGAUCAUGAUGCAGUUAAGAUCAGACGUAGCUGUGAUUCGAAUCGACUAGCAGAAAGUCCUUCAAGGAAGGCAAUGCAAACACCUCUUGCUAGGCACAUUCAUUCAUUCAAGAUUUGACGUAUUAAGUUUAGGUAUUCUUGUUGGGAAAUUCGAAUGAUCGUCUUCUAACUUUUCCCGCGAUUCCUUUGUGCAGAAACAGCGCAUAUUGGAGCAAGCCAACCGUGCGGUUGUCAACGUGGAGGGUCGACAAAAAUUUUCACCGGUCGACCAAGUCUUGCCUCCAGGGUCAACCUUGAAUCUCGCUCUAGAAGAUGAUACGACAGGUAAUGUGUUUGUUCCUGCACUAGACAUUAAGGCUCAUCAUCAAUCUUAAUUUAAAGCUCCCUCCGGUCUGAGAUACUUCUCACGCAAGCUGUUUUCCCUUUACUUUCACCGUUGAAACUUGAGAAGGGAAGCUGUCUCAGAUAGUACAAUAUAGAGAAACUUUACGGUAAAGGGAAAACAGCUCCACCACGUCAAAAUGGAAGAUUUGGUUGAUGAACUCUAAAGAUCGGAGCAGAGGCGACGGGCUGAAUACAUCACAGCCUUCUCGUGACCCGGUGGUUCCUGGUGGAGAUCCGCAGUUAAGAUCCGAGCAGGACUAUAUAAGGAAUAGAGCACUGGGUAACUUGAUGAUAUUGGAUGGCGCUCACUUAGUUGGAAGGUCAAGUUUCACUUAGUUGUGAGUUCUUCUUAUCGGGAACAAACACAUGAUUAAUGAUAAAGCACUAAAUUAAGACAACCGGUUAGCUUUUACCUCUGUCACGUAGAUCUAUCCCGUCAAACAAAGUAAUGAUAAUGAAUACAAUAUAUCUUGUUCUUCACUCUCUAGGUCUAAUUUCGGAACCACCUCCAGGAGGAUCGUUCUAUUCUUCCUCAAGCGCCAUUCAGUACGUACAGAGACGGUUGGACGGUUCUAGUGCCAGGUUUAGAGACGCCGAGAAACAACCUGGCCUCUUUGAUUGGACCGCUGUGACGACAUGUUGUGGCCUUCGAGACCGCUCGAUCCCACAACCCAUGGAUAUUACUUUAUGAAGACUGGUAGGUUGUCGUAAUUGUACUAGGUGAGCCUAUCUAGCUUAGAUUGUUAGGCUAGUAGAGCCUACUUGUGCCUAUGUCUAGAGGACAAAUAGGCUCCUAGAUUGCGCUAGGCUCAAGAGAGACUAACGACCUAGCGAGUCUCCAUCUACGAGUUAGUAGAAGUCAAGUAGAGGAAGACGAAGACACUGUGCGCGAGCAGUACCUGUUUGGUGCAUUGUUUGUGUCUAAUCUCUCGACCAACCAUGCCUCCACGACCGUCUCGAAAAGGAGGCAUAUCGACUGCAGGGCAGCAGCAAGAACCUUUCGGCUCUGCACCAAUGGGAAGAGGGGGGUCAGCGUCGUAUCUCCAGGCUCGUCCUGAUGGGGAACUUUAUGAAGAUUAACAUCUUCCUUGAAAAUUGAAAUUGAAAUUGAUAUUUUGUGCUUUAAAUUCAGUUUCAAAUUAAUACUCUUUAGAAGUUGUUAUUGAAGUCGUCAUUUUCUUGCCCUUUGCGCGUGCGCAAACAUUCUUUCUACUUGAUCAUUCAUAAUAAAUCCGGUCCUUCUGGCCUGCUAGGAUACUGGGACGAUGAUGACGAGUCUGACGCAGAGAUGAAACGAGAGAGAAUGCGGAAGCAAGGACUUCCGAGUUUUUCCUACAACACCGCUGUCAAUACGCCAGCCACGAUUUUUCAGGAUAACAGCUAUUCUUAUGCAUGCAUUUUCAAGAUAAUCAUAAUAGCGUGGGGGCUUUUGUGUCAGCAUCUUCACAGGUUGAGGAAGUAAUGAAGCUCGUCACUUUUUGAGAAAAUACUUUUAAAAAGAGUCAAAUGAAAGCUGGAUAUUCUGGAUCACACUGGCAGUAGUAUCAUGACCAUGAGCGCAUCUUUUUUUUGUGAAUCUGAAUUCUAAGAACAAUCGGCUGCUGCUUCUCCGAGUAAAAAAGUGGAAGGACCCGUUCCUCCGAGCAAGAGGGGUCCUGCUGCAGAAGACGCAGCUGCUGGAAAUGCUACAACAGCUUCUUCACCAAGUAAGAAAGAAAGCGGUAAAACUUCGAAGGGAACGAGCUCUUUCAACUGGCCUGCUUGGACGCUUACGAAAAAAGAAGGUAUCACGAUUACUAAUACUAUUUGGUCUUUUUUUUUUCUAGUUAGGUCGGCUCCACCACUACAGUUACUAAUACUAUUUGAGUAGUUUCUAUUUCUAUCGACUAUGAUGUAUUGUGAAACUUUCUUCAGUUGAAUUUGUUCGAUCAAGAAUAGUACCAACAGCACCUCAACCACCUCUUCCCAGGUGUGAUAGAAGUCCUUGUUGUCGACGAGGAAGCUGAUGAGGCUAUCCCUAGAUGGGUCGACGGUAUCGCUAAGCAAAGGGUAGUGGAUGAAACGGGGAAAGAUGCUUACAUUUUAUGCGAAUACGAUUGGGAAGGUGAAAAAUUCGAAGAAGAUUUCGGACCAGCUAGUGUGCGGCGGAAAGGGGAACGAGAUAGCGUCGCGGCUGUGUGGGCAAAAGAAAACAAAAAGAGAUGAUUUCUUCUUGUGGACUACUAACGAGUAAGCCGUUGAAGUUAUUGUUGACGAAAGAAUAUGCGAUUGUAAAUGGAAUCUACCAGUCGUAGAACCAGACAGAUUUAGAUGGCUACCAAAUUCGACCUGAGUGAUCAUUGGGAGCGCUGACCAUGCACAGCACAGGAAUCAACAAGAACUGUCGAUUGCGAGUGCAGCUUUGAGGCAGCGAUUCUGAUGACCCUGUUCAAGAUUUCAAUUCCGAACAUUUGAACAAGGACUGUCGUCAGUGCAAUGUUUGCAAUAGAGUUAAAGGGAAC